Messenger RNA from Parascedosporium putredinis, 1815 nucleotides. Lineage: Eukaryota; Fungi; Ascomycota; Sordariomycetes; Microascales; Microascaceae. The record is from the annotation of a GenBank genome assembly.
AUGGCCCAUCUCCCCCGACUGCGCUCGCCUCCACCCCAGCUAAACAGACCCUCCAUCGCAUCCCGACGCGCCGAGCAGGAGACGCCCUCCGUCAUACUUCCACGAGGGCCAACCGCUACCCUUUUGCCCGCUGACCUCGCGCUCAUGUCGGAGAGCGAAACUGAGGAUAUCCAACUCCAGUCAGGCCUCAGGACUCCCGCCCACGGCUCCACUCUGGAAACAGUGCAGGAAGUAAGCCUCCCCAACUCCCCGGGCCACGUUACCGACGCCGCAAUGGAACAGGUAAAGGAAAAGCUCGCCUCCGAGCUCGCGACCCGAGACGAAGCCGGUUACGCCGUCGAUAUCAGAACACUACGAGCGAGGCCUCUUUUGUACACCACCGAGAGCGGUAGUGAGAACAGCAACGUCCAACCUGAGAGCCGAAGAACCAUCGGUGGCGUCGCCGCUCCGCCCCUCAUGUCGAGGCAGUCUAGCUCCAUGUCGACCAAGGCAGGGAAGACCAAGACUGAAGGCUCAAGCCAGAGUAUGACUGUCGAGACGGAAACCGUAGUCUCGGUCCCCGCUGUUGGUCUCGUAGUUGCCGGUCCCCAAGGUGGUAACGGUACCCUAAAAACCCGACCGAGCUCGGAGACGAUCAAGCCCAAGAAGGAAAAGAAGAAGGGCAGCAGAAAACAGGCCGCCGUGCCCACCGGUGCUGCCAAGGUCGCUAGCGCCGUUGACGAAGCCGAUGAUUCGGACUCGGAAGAAACCUUUGUCUACGACUCGAAUCCCCCAGAUGGGCCGCGCCGCUUUCAUUCACGAACGCCCAGCGCUACCUCGAUGAUGAGCCAGGCCGAACGCGCCAAUGCCAUGAGGUCUAUUCACAGUGUUAUGGAGAGCACGGGGCCUCCCAUCAGCCUGCGCAAGAACAUGAAGUUUGUUAACACGUUCAGCGGUAGUGUUGCUGGAGACAGCAUUACCCAGACCGAGGACGACAGCAAGGGCGGUGCCGGACGUAGUAGCACUGGCUCUGGAAGGGGAACUGCCCGCCACCACCACCACAUAGGCCGGUGGGGUCGCAGUGGUCACCCGUCCCUCUUCGAUAACGAGUCACCAUUCCCAGUAGCUCAGCGCGCCAAAUUUUCCGGUGCCCCUCGCGGCAGCCGUCUGUCGUAUCAUGGCACACCCUCGUACCUAAACCGCUUAGCCGCCUGUCUCGUCGUUACCAUGAUGGUUCUUCUUGUCAUCACUGGAGCUAUCAGCUUCAUGUUCGCAACCUCACAGCCCCUCACGAGUAUCGAACUGACCGGGAUCCAUAACGUCAUUGCCAGCGAGCCCGAGCUCAUGUUCGAUCUGACCGUGAAGGCCCACAACCCGAAUAUCGUAGUAGUCACGAUCGACAACGCCAACCUAGAGAUCUUUGCGAAAUCCAUCCACGCCGGCUCAGAUUCGGAGUGGUGGAAGUAUCCCAACGGCCCUCCGGACCCAGGACAUGAAGGCGGACGGGGCAAGGAUGAUCAUGGCGUCCAUAUCUCGGACGAUCCGCCCCCGACAUGCCCGACGACGAUGCCGCACCAAACAUGCGUCUCGGGCAUGUCGUCUUCCACUGGCGCAAUGAGGCUCCACCUUCCAGGGAACCAGACCGCUGGCGGAUCCGAACGAUGGAAUCGCAUCCUCCAGGAUGAGUUUGAUCUCGUCAUCAAGGGGAUUGUAAAAUACAAUCUCCCGCUAAGCCAAAAGACUAGGACCGCAUCCAUCUCGGGGCGCACAACCGUGAAACCAAAUUCGGCCAACGACCCGCACCCGAAGCCCAAUUCUACCACAAUUGCGACAUAA